Molecule: messenger RNA, 1728 nt
Organism: Trematosphaeria pertusa
Lineage: Eukaryota; Fungi; Ascomycota; Dothideomycetes; Pleosporales; Trematosphaeriaceae
Exons: 2
Coding region: 1-1728 (575 amino acids)
Source: RefSeq, a predicted model, not a curated record
AUGGAUCACCCAACGUCCCACGACGGCUGGCCUCGAGAACGCCUUCCUUCACUUUCUACUCCGGAAGACCCUUUGGAGGCCUACAACCUGUACAGCGCCGUACUGUUAGCAGUAGACGAGCCAGCCACGCUCGCGCAGGCCUCCAAAGCGCCAAUUGAGCCGCACAAGCCUGCGCAGAAGGUCUCCUUUGCCUCAAUUCCUUGCUCCCCUACGCCAACAGCUCCUAUUGUCCGCUCACCAACCCCUUACGCACCCGAGCGGCAAGAUCAGCUUCCCGAUGUGUCCAACCCGCACCAUCGGGCCGGCUGGCCAUUAUCCUCUGGCCUGCGAAGGGUACCUAUGCGACCUCUCAAUCCCUCGUCCUCCUCAGAUGCUUACAGAGCCUACGAAGCCCGCAAAGACCCCGUCGCUGCUCUGGGUCUGGGCGGGCCGCCGUGGCCAGACGAUCCGGUCAAUCGACCCCUGGGCCCGAUCCCGUCCCAGCGGAGGCAUAAGCGUAACAAUGCAGUCUCCUUCGUUCGGCCAACGGAGAACCCUUUGAAAGGAGCACCGGAAACUACGGAAGCUGUGGCUGAUAGCAUUCGGGAGAACCUGGCCUUCUUCGCUGAAAAGGAGUCUGAGUCCAAGGAUACCUCGCCCCCUACUACACCUGCUCCUAUCGGACCUACCGCUCCUAGCCCUUCUAGAUCCCCUACUAUUCCUGAAAACCACUUUCGAGCCUAUUGGGAUUACAACCGGCUCUGUGUCAGCCCUAAUGACUUCCACAUCGCCCUCCAAAGGCGCGAGCAAGCCUGGCAUGAGCAAUGGGGCACACCAGCACCGGGCCAAGAUUACGAGAACAUACCAACAUCAGAGCUGUGGUUCAGCGCAUGCGAGCAGGGUAGGUAUCUCGAGGAGAACAGCCACGCCAACAACAACCUGACGGUGGCGAAUGAGAGGUUUGAGAUGAGUCGUAGGAGGACUGAGCAUUGGCUUGAGGAGGCACGGAGAGCGGAGGAGGAGAGGAAGAGUGAUGAAGGUGUGAUGUCUGAUGCCAAGCAAGAAGGGGAGAAGGUGGAGGCGGAGAGGUACGUCCCGAAAACCUUCAGCGACGACGAUGACGACGACGAUAUCGAUGAUGAGCCAAAGGCCGAGCACCCUUUCAUCACCGCCUAUAAAGCCUUGCUCCAGAAACGAAAGGAGGAGCGGGAGGCGGAGCUGGCCAUGGAAAAGGAUCAGGAUCAGGAUCAGGAGCAGGGACAGGGCAAGACGGCUCCUGCGACAAAGAAUACUAGUGUUACAAAGUCAGAUCUAACGUCUCUGCCCAAGGAAAAAGAGCAGGAAAAGGGCAAGGAGGACGCUCCUGCGACGGAUAACGCUAGUGCAAGGAAGAGGGGUGCGAUGGGUUCUAAGGAGACGAUGGGUGGGAAACAAGAAGAGCCACAGAAGGCGCAGAGAAAAAAAGGGGUGAAGAUUUCGGUGUGUGCCGGUGGUGGUGAGGCAGGGCGGGCGGGGGACAAGAUGGCGUGGGCUACGAAGCCUGACCUGAAGACCCAGGCCGGGGUGAAGACGAAAGACGUGCGAGCCAAGAAGGCCGUUGCAAAGACUGAGGCCGCGGCGCAGAUGGAAGAUGUGCCGCUGGAGUUUUUGGAGGAGCAGUGGGUGGAAGUUGAUGCGGAUGCUGUGGAAUGGGAAGUCGUGCAGAAGAUUUCGCAUCGGGGGUCAAUGGAAGUAUUGAAUAUUUUUUAA